Molecule: messenger RNA, 1394 nt
Organism: Durusdinium trenchii
Lineage: Eukaryota; Dinophyceae; Suessiales; Symbiodiniaceae
Source: the annotation of a GenBank genome assembly
AGAUAUGCCAGAAAGAGUGCCGAAAUAGUGUUCCAGUACAUGCCAAAAUGUCAUGGUAAGCCUGUAAAUGUAAAGGAAAACUAUGACUGUGAAUCAGAACCAGCGGGUCCUGGGUUUGCUUCUUGAAGCCACAUCCAUAUAGCACAUACCCGCAAUUUCAGCUUUCAGGUACAAGCGUUUCCCAGGUUGGCCAUGCAGCUUGAGGAGGACGCCGGCGACGACGACUGGGCCUUGGCCGUGGCCUUGCAACGGAGUGAGCGUGAGGAAAUCGAGCUCGAAGAAAUCGAGAGGACCAGACAGGAAAGCUUGCAAGACACUUUACAGAGCGGUGACAUGACUCGCAGUGAAACUGUGAAUCCACAAUUCCCAGGCGGCCCCAUUGGCGCAGCAUGCUGCUUUGGAAUGACGGUCAGCUUUGUCCGUUCGCUGUUGGGACAAAGAGCCCCUCCGCCCUCUCCAGCCAAUUUGGUGGGCCCGCCGUGUACUGCAGAAGGCUUGGAAGCGCGGUCCACAGAAGACAUGAGCGAUGAUGUGAGCAGAUCUCGAAGCACGUCUACUGCAGAUGAAGUAGCACGUCUUGAUCCAUGUGCGAUUUGCUUGGAGGAAGAACAGGGCGUCCGAUGUGACGGAAUUGGUGCUCAUAUCAUUUGCCGUGGCUGUUUACCAAAGUUGGUCGAAUCUCAACUUGAUCUGGCCGAAGGUAGUGAUCAUUGCAUGAGAGAGCGGCGGAUGUGGAGCGCUGUUGGUCAGGAGCGGUGUCCCUGCCACCUGGACGGCUGUUCUGGGGCUUUGCCUCAUGAGCAGUUGCUACUUCACUUGCCUUCUGAAACUCGAAGGCGCCUUGAGGUGGACUCCGAAGCAGCCCGAAGUUUUCUAUGCACGGAGGAGCCGCAAGAUGAAAGUGAAGACCUAGAGCGAGUACGACUUAGCUUUCUCAUGGACAUGCCAAAUGCCAAGAUGUGCGGCAGCUGCCAGCAUGGACCCAUUGACCACACUCACUGUAGUGACCUAGAUGCACACCAUGGUGAGAUGAGAGGCAACAGUCAGAUCCUAAACCAGUGCCCGAUGUGCGGAUGGCGCACAAGUGAGAUCGAUGACUGGCCUGCUUGGGAUGGUGUUCUCAGAUAAUGGGUGCCACCAACAAAAGAUUUGGAUGGCAGACUUUGGCGUGUUUGGCAGGUCCUCAGGCGGUGGGCAUGUGCAGUCAACCGCCCACCGCCCUAGGCCCUAGACCAUCCCACCGCUCGAGACUCCAACUGAUGUACCGAGAGUGAUGUUUGUCCAUCUCGAGUCGAGACAACCUUAGGGCGAGGCUCAAAAAGCUCGCUUCCCAGACAACUGUAGCAGUAGCAUUGCUGAGCGACUAAUGGACAGCCAGUGAACUUGUGUUGUUU